CGCCCGCACCCAAGGGACCCUAGAUAAGGCCAAUUUCCCGCUAUAUUUGGCGUGAAGACAAAACCACCGCAGUCACCCGGCACUGCGGGGCCAACUGGAAAGUAAAAACACGGCCCAUUUCCCCGGCUAUCCCCGGUAUACUCCCGGACCUGGGGGCCGUGGUUACAAUUGACUGGUGCAUUAAAUUAAUCCUCUGAUAAAUAAGAGAAGAAGAAUAUAAAUACAAAACAAUCCAUGUUGACCAUCUAUCCUCACUUUCACUUUCACUUUCGUUAACAAACCAUUGGACUAGUUCAAAUGUGGUGGAUUUCUUUCAAAAUGCUUUUACGCACCCUUAUGAAAGACAUUGCAAUUAAACUAAUCUCUUUAUUUUUAGUUUGGUUUUAAACGAAAAGCGGAUUAUUAGAAUGAGGAUGUCAUAUCUCGGGCGGAUGCAGGCGUCAAACAUUGAUUUCCGCCCAAAAACUUUAGUAAAGAUUGAUUGAUAGUGAAUAAACUUGGUGUGGAUGUAACAUAUGUGAAGAGCUAGCUCGGAAUUGCGUUCGAAGGGUUGGGGUCAAGAUGAUUAGUCGGACACAAGGUGAAACUUGUUGUAUCUGAAAAAAAAAACAGAGUUGAUUAUCAUUGAAAGGACACGCCCAAACAGCUGAACCUUUGUUCGUUUUCAGGGGAAGUAUGGGGUGUAUCAAAAGCAAAGGAAAAGUUGGUCACAGAGAUAACGCAUGGCUAGAUGUUCACAACGCAUCCUUCAAUAGCAGUUUGGCAACCCCAAGAGAAGCAUUUACCAACGACAAUGAUCAGUUAAAGGCUUACGAUUCCAAGGCUCUGUUAGCACAAACCUUUGACAGAAGAAGAACAGCCAGCAAGAUCUCGAAUAAGCUCGAAGGGGGUGGGCAUCGAGUAAUUAGGAGAAGUGCAAAAGCUGAAGAUGAGUCCGAUAUACAUAGAAAUAUAAAAGAAGAGCCUGUGGACGUUUUACCACCAGGCCAAGUGGAAAAUUCACAAAGUGAAACCACGGAACAAGAGAUAAACCAGACCGAAUAUAUCAAUACCAAAACUAGCAGAAAUAAGAACGAGAACGCGAUUAAACACCAGGAAAGCAAAAGAGAAAUUAUUCGACGAAGUUUAGAAAUAAAAGUCAAACAUUUGCAUCAUAGUUAUGACAGCAAAACAUGUGGUAUUGGCUUAGAUUAUUUGAAACGAUGUAAGCAGGCUUUAGACAUAACAAUGACCAAAUGCGGUAAACAGCCCAUAUCAGUCCAUUUUGGAAACGAUAAACAACGCCGGUAUGAAGAGGUUCGGCAUAACAAAUCAAAACUUGCAACAAGGCUUUCAGAGUUGGCAUCUAAUAGACUUCGUGCUGACAACCCUGAUAUCGCAGACCUCAGUGAUAAAAACAGGGCUACCAAGCUAUCGGAACAACUUUCAGAGUUGUAUGACAAUCACUGGACUGACACUUAUGAAGAUAUUAGACAUAAAACCAAGACCAACGAAGAGGACACCAUUCAAAUUCUCGUCGAUGUAAUGCAGAUCACAUACGAUGUGUGUACGGAAUUUGCUCAGAACCAAAGGCAUAGAUUUCUUACUUAUUUGACGCUGGCGGAAACGAAUGCCACUGAAGAAAGGUAUAAGGACAUAGGACCAGACUUAAGAAUAUGCUUAUGUGAAUUCCAGAAGAAAGUUGCAGCAACAUGUCUGCCACACAUUCAAAAGUCGACAAAGUCCAAGAUAGCAAGUUCCAACAUCUUGUUACAACGCAUUGGAAGCAAAAAGGUAUUCCAGCGUGAAUCAUUUCAGUCAUACUUCGAUAAAUGCAUCGAGGUUUCAUGGUACACUCAAGUUCAAGAUCCACCGGUGGUUCUUGUUUUCGAGCCCGCAAAUGACGCCGAGGCACAGACAUUGUUUAGACAGUAUACCGCGACGGGAGUACGGCUGGAAUUUGUUGUGUGGCCCGCAAUGUUGCUCAAUCAAAAUGGGGCGUUGCUGAAAAAAGGUGUUGCUCAGUUCUCCAAGAUCUCUAGCGACGAGAUUGAAGGAAAUAAGCAACACUGAAUGGAUAUUGGAAAUUCAAUUAUUUAUAAAGCUGAUUUUGUUCAUUUUUCUCGAGCGAUAUUGGAAGAAAGAAGAU
Molecule: messenger RNA, 2128 nt
Organism: Mya arenaria
Lineage: Eukaryota; Metazoa; Mollusca; Bivalvia; Myida; Myidae
Exons: 7
Coding region: 676-2052 (458 amino acids)
Source: RefSeq, a predicted model, not a curated record